AUGGCAGCCCUCAUGGUGCUUGCCCCAGCCUCUGCCUGCUGCGUCCUGGUCUUGCUACUGCUCCUCUAGGAGCUCUAGGGCUGCUCGAAGAGCUCAGAAGAGCCCUGCACUGAUCCUGUGAUUACUCCUUCCAACUACACCACCUCUGAUGCAGUCAUUUCCACGAAGGCUGUUUUCAUGGUUGAGAUCUCUCUGAUGUGCAAGAAUAGGGCACAGAACAUGGCCCUCUAUGCUGAUGUUAACAGAAAGCAGUUUCCAGUGACCUGUGGCCAGGAUAUUGAACGUUAUCAGGUAUCCUGGAGCUUGGAAUAUAAGAAUGCCCAUUCUGGAACUUAUGAAAUCAAAUUCUUUGAUGAAGAAUCCUACAGUCUUUUGAGAAAGGCCCAGAGAAGCAAUGAAGAUGUGUCUGCCAUUAGACCCUUGUUUACAGUCAGUGUGGAUCACCAAGGUGCCUGGAAUGGGCCUUGGGUCUCUACUGAAGUGCUGGCUGCAAUGAUUGGCAUGGUGGUCUAUUACAUGGCCUUCAGUGCCAAAAGCAACAUUCAGGCCUGA
This is a messenger RNA of Trichosurus vulpecula (common brushtail), 552 nucleotides long. RefSeq names its product translocon-associated protein subunit delta-like. NCBI's taxonomy places the organism in Eukaryota, Metazoa, Chordata, Mammalia, Diprotodontia, Phalangeridae. The record is from RefSeq and is a predicted model, not a curated record. Gene Ontology annotation, cellular component: endomembrane system; membrane; endoplasmic reticulum.